Molecule: messenger RNA, 726 nt
Organism: Trifolium pratense (red clover)
Lineage: Eukaryota; Viridiplantae; Streptophyta; Magnoliopsida; Fabales; Fabaceae
Exons: 4
Coding region: 1-726 (241 amino acids)
Source: RefSeq, a predicted model, not a curated record
AUGCCCAAGUCUCGAACUGUAGAUGGUGUGGAAGAGGAGUACGACUCCUACGACGACGAUGAUGACCACGAGGAAGAGGAAAUUGCCGAUAUUGCACUUCUAGCUCCUCAAAAUGAAUUGUUGGUUGACCGGUAUGGUAGACCCAUCAUCAUGCCAUAUACCACCACAGAUUUGCAACCCCAAAAUGCGGCGACGAAGGCAAUCAAUAAUGCAUUGAAAUCCAAAUUCCAGGCUCCAUAUCUCAACUGGACGGAGGUCAGGGCAGAUGAGCGUGGAUAUCAACAAUUUUGGAAUGGCUUCAGGUCGCAAGUAACUUGGCUAAAUCACCACACAGCGGCUAUUGAGGCUAUAUUCAACAAAAAAGCCACCAAGCGUCUGUCGACCUUACUUUUUGAAGCGCGGAAAAAGGUUAAAAAGGAUCCUUCAAAACCACCACUUUGGCUCGCUGGUAAUUCAUACCCUAUGUUGUGCCUCAGAUGGGAAGAGGAAGAGUAUAAGGCAAAGUGUAUAAAGAACAAAGCCAACAGAAAUACCGAUGAAGCCAAUCGUGCGUGCGUACACUCUAGAGGGUCGAAAUCUGCCGGAACGCUUCGUCUUGAGUUCAUUCAACAAUUUGGUCGUCCACCCACCUUUAUGGAAAUGAAUGACAUGAUGCACAAGUAUGCAGAUUCCGGUGAAUGGACGGGGGCAAGGGCGCAAGAAGUUUCGAGGUUGACGCAAAUUUGA